AUGGAUCUUUUGCAACUCCUGGACUUCGAUUCGCUCUCACUUUCCAGGACAGCUGGAAUUUUAUCUGCGCUGUACGUUCUGUACCUCGUCGGUGUAGGGGUACAUCGUCUAUUCUUCAGUCCCUACUCAAAAUUCCCUGGAUCGAAGCUAGCUGGUCUCACCUAUGGAUAUAUGUUCUAUUACGACGCUCUUGGAGUCAAAGGGCAAUACAUCUACAAGAUCCAGCAAUUGCAUGAAGAAUACGAUAGCCCAAUCAUCCGAAUCAGUCCUCACGAACUGCAUGUCAAUGAUCCAGAUUUCUACGACACCCUCUUCACAGGCGCCCCUUCCAAGCGCGACAAGCCACCAACCUGGUCCCACGCCUUCGGCGGCGGAGACUCUGCGUUCGGCACCAUCGCCCACGAACGACACCGCUUGCGACGCAACGCCGUAACGCCAUUCUUCUCGACAGCCUCCCUCAGGAAACUAGAGCCACUGAUCCAAGACAACAUUUCCCGUCUCCUUGCUGUCUUUCGUCGCUACCAAAGCACGGGAGAAAUCUUGCCAAUCAGACCAGCAUUCAGUGCGUUGACCAGUGAUGUGAUCACAGAGUAUUGUUUCGGGAUUUCUGAGAACUACAUUGAAGCGAAGGAUUUCAAUGCCCUGGUACUAGAGACGACGGAUAAGCUGACGGAUAACAUGCACGUUACUGUCCAAUGGCCGUGGUUGCCGGUUCUGCUCAACAACCUACCUGAGAAGUUCGUCGAGGCGAUAUUCGGGGAGGGGAUGGCUACUUUUCAUGUCCUGAGACGCUUCGGUGAGAAGGUGAAGAGGGGGUUGACGGUGAAAAAGCAUUCCGAGGAGAAAAUAAAGGAGACAAUUAGAACGAGAGGCGAUUACUCGGAUGUCAAGCAUCGGACGAUCUUCCACGAUUUGAUGGAUAGCAAGACUCUCCCAGAGGAAGACAAAUCCGUGCGGCUGUUCGUGCAAGAGGCACAAUUACUGCUUGUCGCGGGCACGGUGACAACUGCUACGGCUCUUGCGUCCGCGAUUGUGUACUUGCUGCUAGAUGAUAAGAGGUUGGUUGUUUUGAUGCAGGAACUGGAAAGUGCUAUGCCGGAUAUUACCAAGCCGUGUAAGGAGGCGGAGCUGGAGAGUUUGCCGUAUUUAAGCGCGGUCGUCGAAGAAACUCUUCGUCUCGUGUCAGGCGUUUCGUAUCGUCUCACUCGCUCAGCACCUACUGAAACUCUCCAGCUUGGUGAUUGGACCAUCCCACCAAAUACAGCAGUAUCCAUGCAUGGGCCCCUAAUCCACCACUCGCCAAAAAUCUACCCCGAACCAUGGUCCUUCAUCCCCGAGCGCUGGCUCACCUACCCACCUCCUUCCUCCUCCACCACCCUCCAUCUUCCUCCCCGACCCGCCGGAAUCCCACAAGCGAACCCCAAGUACCUGAUCCCUUUCUCCAAAGGUACGAGAAACUGUAUUGGUCAGCCAUUAGCGCAUGCAGAACUGUUUAUGACGUUAGCGAAUGUGCUGAGGACGUUUGUGAGGUUGGAGAGAGAUGCUACUGGGAAAGUGUUGGGGACGAGGGGAAUGAGGUUGUAUGAGACGGACCGCAGGGACACGGAUAUGAGGGGCGACUUUGGGUUUCCUGCACCAGAAAGGGGGAGGGGGAAUAUGAGGGUUAUUCUUGAAUAG
This is a messenger RNA of Hyaloscypha bicolor E, 1677 nucleotides long. RefSeq names its product cytochrome P450. Bases 1 to 1677 code for a protein of 558 amino acids. The record is from RefSeq and is a predicted model, not a curated record. The transcript is spliced from 5 exons. Gene Ontology annotation, molecular function: iron ion binding; heme binding; monooxygenase activity. Lineage: Eukaryota; Fungi; Ascomycota; Leotiomycetes; Helotiales; Hyaloscyphaceae.